Molecule: messenger RNA, 870 nt
Organism: Neodiprion fabricii
Lineage: Eukaryota; Metazoa; Arthropoda; Insecta; Hymenoptera; Diprionidae
Gene: Ubc7
Product: ubiquitin-conjugating enzyme E2 G2
Exons: 4
Coding region: 240-743 (167 amino acids)
Cellular component (GO): endoplasmic reticulum; cytosol
Source: RefSeq, a predicted model, not a curated record
ACGCUGUGCAUGAUCGGAAACAGUACCAAUAAAAAAGUCUCAUUACCCAACACCGCUACACUUUUGAACAUUUUAUACGCCAGCCGGUAGAGCGCAGUAUUUCAUUGGCGGAUUUUCAUCAUUUUGAUAUCAGUAUAGGAAAGUGUAGCGGCUACAGCAGUGAAAGUAUCCCAAAAUUACCAUAGGUGACAUGUUGAAUCGACCGUGUUAACUUGGGCGAAUAAUAUUUAGCAAUAAUUAUGGCGGGUUCUGCUCUUAGACGUUUAAUGGCAGAAUACAAACAAUUGACACUGAAUCCUCCGGAAGGAAUAAUCGCCGGACCAAUUAACGAGGAGAAUUUUUUCGAAUGGGAAGCUUUGAUCACCGGACCCGAAGGAACUUGCUUUGAAGGCGGAGUAUUUCCAGCAAAGCUAAUUUUUCCCCCUGAUUAUCCCCUGAGUCCUCCAAAGAUGCAAUUCACAUGUGAGAUGUUUCAUCCGAACAUAUAUGCUGAUGGAAGAGUUUGCAUUAGCAUUCUUCACGCGCCGGGAGAUGAUCCGAUGGGUUACGAAAGUAGCGCGGAAAGAUGGAGUCCUGUGCAGAGUGUAGAAAAAAUUUUAUUGAGUGUCGUCAGCAUGUUGGCAGAGCCUAACGAUGAGAGCGGAGCUAAUGUUGACGCGGCUAAAAUGUGGAGAGAAGAUCGCCUUGAAUUUGAGAGAAUUGCACAGAAGCUAGUUAAGAAGACUCUUGGAAUUCCAAUAUAGUCUUAUAUCAUAAAAAUGAAUCGAAUGUUAUCUAUGUACCAAUUGUUUUCAUCAUUUAUUUACUGCUCGUUAAAUUAUCAAAAUAAUUGUAUAUAAAACGUGAAAUAUGGAAUUUAGGUUUUCAAAA